AUGGGUGUUCCAGCCUUUUUCCGUUGGCUUUCUAAAAAAUAUCCAGCGAUUUGUGUUGAUGUUGAUCCAAGUGUUCCUGUUGAAUAUGAUUUUGACAAUUUAUACCUUGAUAUGAAUGGUAUUAUUCAUCCAUGUACUCACCCUGAAUAUAAACAAGCUCCGGAAACUGAGGAGGAAAUGUUUGAAGCUAUUUUCGAGUAUAUUGAUAAACUGAUGAAAAUAUUAAAACCGAGGAAAAUGUUAUACAUGGCGGUCGAUGGUGUUGCCCCUCGAGCUAAAAUGAACCAGCAAAGAUCAAGACGUUUCCGUGCUUCCAAAGAGUCAACGAUGAAGAAAAUUGAGAUUGAUAGAAUUAGAGAAGAAUUAAAAGGAAGAGGUGUCAUCUUUGAUGAAGGAGAAACUAAAAAAGCUCAUUUUGAUUCUAAUGUGAUAACUCCUGGUACUCAAUUUAUGAUUAAUUUAAGUAUCGCUCUUCAAUCUUGGAUUAAUAAGAAAUUGGAUCAUUCUUGUAAUGACGAAGAAUCAAAUUCUCUUUGGCAUAAAGACUUAUUGGUAAUUCUCAGUGAUGCUUCAGCUCCUGGUGAAGGAGAACACAAAAUUAUGGAAUAUAUUAGACGUCAAAGAUCAAAAGAAAGUUAUGAUGCCAAUUUAUCUCAUUGUUUAUGUGGAGCUGAUGCCGAUUUGAUCAUGUUAGGAUUAGCUACUCAUGAAUUGAAUUUUACUAUAAUUCGUGAAGAAUUUGUACCAAAUCAACCGAGACCUUGUGAUAUUUGUGGUCAGUAUGGUCAUGAAAUGAAAGAGUGUGAAGGUAAACCUCAUGAUCCAACUGAAGAAGUUCCCGCUUGUCCAUCGGAACCUGGAUUCAUAUUUAUUCGUUUAAAUGUUCUCCGUGAAUAUUUAGCACAAGAAUGUGGUAAAUUGGACUUGGAACGUUUUAUAGAUGAUUUUGUUUUCCUUUGUUUUUUCGUUGGUAACGAUUUUCUUCCUCAUUUACCUUCACUGGAAAUACGAGAAGGUGCAAUCGACCGAUUAGUUAGAAUUUAUCACGAUAUAAAUGAAAAAUUUUCUGAUAUAGAAGUUUAUCUAACUAAAAAUGGUAUAGUUAAUAUGAAGAGAUGUCAAUUGAUUCUAAAACAAUUGGGUCGUGCUGAGGAUGAAAUUUUCCAAAGAAGAGCAAAUAAUGAUGCUCGAUGGCGAAAUCGAGUGAAAGAAAAAAACAAAGAAUUGGCUCGAGCUAAAGAAGCUGAAAAGAGGCGGGAAGAGGCUUCUUCUGGUUACUUAUGGUUAACACCUCAAGCUAUUACCGGAACCGAUCAGACCACCGAUAAUAUGUCAAGAAUUAAAGCUUUCAAAUCAAUGUUGGUCACCGAUGAAGCAAAAAAUUCAACUCAACAGAAUCAAACCAAUAAAGGACCACAAAAAAGACGCUUUGAUGAUGUUGGCGGUAAAGAAUCAUCGUCAUCAUCUGAUAAUGAACCUGAUGAUGAUAUCUUAUUAGGCUCUGAAGGUUGGAAAGAUCGUUAUUAUUUCCAUAAAUUUGAUGCACCAAAACCCGAUGGUAUAAGUCGUAUCAUCUCCCGUGAAUAUGUACUUGGCCUUUGUUGGGUCUUAUUAUACUAUUAUCAAGGUUGCCCCGAUUGGCAGUGGUUUUAUCCUUUUCAUUAUGCUCCAUUUGCAUCUGAUUUUGUUGACAUCGAUGAGAUGGAAAUCAAAUUCAACAGAAAAUCUAGACCAUUUAAACCUCUAGAACAACUUAUGAGUGUUUUUCCCGCUGCUUCGUCAAGCAAUUUACCAAUUUCUUGGAGGAAAUUGAUGACUAAUCCUACCUCCAAUAUUAUCGACUUUUAUCCCGACAAUUUUAAGAUCGAUUUAAAUGGUAAAAUGCAAGAAUGGCAAGGAGUCGCUCUUUUACCUUUUAUCGAUGAAUCUAGACUACAUUCUGCUUUGGAAAGUGUUUAUCCUGAUCUCACAGAGAGUGAAAAAGAACGUAACUCUCUUGGACCUCAUCUUCUAUUUGUAUCUAGACACAAAGAAGAUGCUUUCAAAUGUUUAGAUGAACUUUUCGAGAAAAAAGUAGACAAAAUUCCAAUAUCAUCAGUUAAUUUCAAUGGGAUUUCUGGUGAAUUUCAAUUUAGUACAAAAUACUCGCAUCUUCAUAAAAGUGCUCGUUGUGUUGCAUUUUAUGAUCCAGUUUAUCCUGAAGAUCAUAUAUUCCCUGCAGUUAAAUUACCUGAUGCUAAACCGCCACCGAAAGUAUUGAAAGGUGAUGGUUCUGAUGAAAAGUUCAGACCAAUGAUUGGAAUGUCUCACCUUAAUCAAAGAGCCUCAUUAAGUAAUUCUGGUCAUCGAUUUGUUAACCAUCAUGCUCAAAACUAUCAAAGAGGUGGUUAUGGUGGUCAAGGGGGCGGAGGAUAUGGUGCCGGUGGUCAAGCUGGUGGUGGUGCCUAUGGCGGUGGAUAUAGUAAUCGUGGUGGAGGCUAUGGAGGCCGCGGAGGAGGUUAUAGUGGAUAUAACAACCCUUAUCCACAGCGAGGAGGAUAUCGGGGCGGUGGUAACAGUGUUGGCUAUGGAGCAGCAGCAGCAGCUGCUGGUGGUAGUCAAGGCGGUGGAGGAUAUGGAGCGGGCGGGCAAGCUGGCGGUGGUGCCUAUGGAGGUUAUGGUAAUCGUGGUGGAAGCUAUGGCGGUCGUGGAGGAGGUUAUAGCGGGUAUAAUAGUCCUUAUCCACAGCGAGGAGGAUAUCGUGGUGGUAAUAGUGGUGGCUACGGCGGCGGCGGUAGUGGAGGACCUUCUGGUGGGCAUAGUGGUCAUGGUGGGUCUUCACAGCAACGAAAUCAAGAUAAAGGCUGGAAAUCAUAUAGACAUUGAAAAGAUUCAUCAAAUAAUCACAGAGAUUAUUUUUUUCUGCUCCAUGAUGUGACAACAAUUUAAAAUUCUGUCAUUUGAUCAACUAAUCCACUAUCAAACUGUGUUUUAUCAUGAAACAUUCAAAACACAUCCACUUCACAAUUAUCACUAUCUAAAUUUUGUAAUCAACUACUCACGUUAAGUAAUUAUACUUAACCUGUAAUUAUUAUUGAACUUGAUGAGAUUUAAUUUAUUUAAAUUGUUUGUAUCUUUUUGCUUGUUUCUAUCAUCAUCUUGUAAACAAACAAUCAAAUUUAUAUUGAUUUAAAAUCUUCUCCAUUUUCAUAAUCACUAAAUCAAUUAAUUUAAUUAAACAAUCAACCUUUAAUGAUCCUUAA
Molecule: messenger RNA, 3242 nt
Organism: Panonychus citri (citrus red mite)
Lineage: Eukaryota; Metazoa; Arthropoda; Arachnida; Trombidiformes; Tetranychidae
Gene: Rat1
Product: 5'-3' exoribonuclease 2 homolog
Exons: 2
Coding region: 1-2865 (954 amino acids)
Biological process (GO): nuclear-transcribed mRNA catabolic process
Cellular component (GO): nucleus
Molecular function (GO): 5'-3' RNA exonuclease activity; RNA binding
Source: RefSeq, a predicted model, not a curated record